AUGUACAGCAAUACAAACACACAGUUAAGCAACAACCUAACCCAAACAUUGUGUCUUCAAAUCGUGCAUCCGCGUGUUUUGGCCAAGGUCAUGAACCCCAUGGUCUGUGGGACAGCAGAGCAAACAGCCAAAGAUUUCAAGGUCCGCAUGGCAAUUUCGGAAGACCAGAACCUGGGAUACAAACCAAAACAUAGACGACCCCCAUUAGACUCAAAAUCUAUGCGAAGCAAUUGGGUGCCCAGUGGUUCUCGCUCAGUCGCUCAGAGUUAUACUCAAGCAGAUAGUGUCUUGAUGGUCUGGCUAACGACUGAAGGUAGUCAUUAUGUCGCACGCUUAUCGAACUCUGCUGGUCGACGCCCCCUCCCGAUGGGAUAA
Molecule: messenger RNA, 375 nt
Organism: Opisthorchis viverrini
Lineage: Eukaryota; Metazoa; Platyhelminthes; Trematoda; Opisthorchiida; Opisthorchiidae
Exons: 3
Coding region: 1-375 (124 amino acids)
Source: RefSeq, a predicted model, not a curated record